GGAUAACAUUCCCAAAUCACUUGAAGCUGCGUGCCCAUCCUUCCGUAUUGGUUGCUAUGGUGAGGGAUGACGGAGCCCCAGACGGGUAUAAUAUGAGGCAGAGCACAGGGAAGGGAUUUUGCAGAGGCAGGAGGGAGGAGAGCAGUUGGGAAGAGGGGAAGGUGCUGCCUGCCUGUGGCCACACUGCUCCCCAGCACUGACAGGAGGAGCACCAUGAACAUCGAAGUGCACAACAUCACUUACACCAGUGCCACCGUCUCCUGGGCCAUGAACAACCCCUGUCCAGAGAACUAUUACCACGUCAUGUACCGCCCCAACUGGAACAGCAUCUUUGCUGGCUACUUACGCCAGAACUUCCACCGUGAGGAGCGAGUUCCUCACCCCCUCAGCUCCCUCGUCCUCCACCGACUCACACCAUCCACCAUCUAUGUUCUCUGCAUCACAUGCAAGAACUCUUACCCCUCCGGCAACCACUGCACCACCUUUCACACUCUGGACAAAAACCCUCUGAUUUUUGGCGGCUCUAAGCAUGAAUCUACCACCUCCAUAUGGAUGGUGAGCAGCCUGCUGCUCCUCUGCUUCAUUGCUCUUCUGGCCUACGGCUGCCUGCAGUUCUGGUCUGCACGGUGCCACCGGGCUGUGAGGCUGAAGCAUCCCAAUGCUAGCUCUGAAGAAGGGAGCAGCUCACGGGAGAGGCCACUGGAUGAUGGGCUGAGAGAGGAGUUUCUGGAAGUCCCCAUGACCACUGUGCUAAUGAGGGGCUCCAGCUUCAUGAGGGAGAGCCCGUACAGCUCCUCCCACAGCUUUUUUUCCUAUAAAACCAGUGAUGAUAAAAGAGCCAUCCUGCCACAGCAUGGCCUUCAAUGAGAGCAAAAUAAAGGGAGAUCCUGCUUGGAGAGCCCUGCUUGGUUCACACUGCUCUUUCCCGGCUCUUGCCAACAGGAAUGUCUGUGUGUCCACAGGGACUUUCUGUCCCAGGGUAGAACACGAGGCAGGACAUUGAUCGCACAGAGAAGGAUUUUUGUCAAGUGACAAAACCAUUCUCAUUUGCUGAGGCUUUGUAAAAAGAAACCAAGUCAGGUCUCUGGGAAGGGAGAGGCUCAGCUGACUGCAGUGUCAUUACCUAAUCUACAUCAGUGCUGUAGAUUCACUUCAGUCAUCAAUCAUAACAAACUCCACUCAAGUAGAUUCACACUUGAGUGAUCCUCCACUAGCAUCACACCCCAAGCCCUCAUAACACCUGUAUAAACAGUCAUUGCAGCCUGACAAAAGAGGUAUUUGCAGAAUCAAGUAGUCUCUUUUGUUCACACAACGAUUUUAGUAAUUCCUAUUUUGAACUCACAAAUGGGAUUCCUGAAGUGGUACCUUCUUUGGGGAGAAGCAUUGCUUUGGAGCUCCAACUUGCUCUCCUCUCUCUGCAUUUGGGUGGAUGUGACCUGGUCUCAGUGCCAACACCAAGCACAGAGCAGUGUCAGCA
This is a messenger RNA of Pezoporus flaviventris, 1477 nucleotides long. RefSeq names its product fibronectin type III domain containing 9 (gene FNDC9). Lineage: Eukaryota; Metazoa; Chordata; Aves; Psittaciformes; Psittacidae. Gene Ontology annotation, molecular function: protein binding. The transcript has 2 exons. Bases 214 to 867 code for a protein of 217 amino acids. The record is from RefSeq and is a predicted model, not a curated record.